Messenger RNA from Nicotiana tabacum (common tobacco), 1155 nucleotides. RefSeq lists its product as uncharacterized. The record is from RefSeq and is a predicted model, not a curated record. NCBI's taxonomy places the organism in Eukaryota, Viridiplantae, Streptophyta, Magnoliopsida, Solanales, Solanaceae.
AUGGACAAGACUUGGAUGCGAUGUAAUGAUAGAUUGAGCGAUGUGUAUUUAAAAGGAGUUGAAGAUUUUCUUCAAUUUGCUUUUAAGCACACAGAACUAGAAGGUGAAAUUCCUUGCCCUUGCAAAAAAUGCAACAAUGUUUUUCACAAAACUAGAGACGAAGUAAAGGAACAUUUAAUAAUUUUUGGGAUAGUCAAGGGGUACACUCGUUGGCUUUUUCAUGGAGAAUUUGCACCCAAAGAGCAAAUCACUAACAAUAAUGAAGUAAGACAAGAGGAAGUAAGAAAAGAGCAAGGUGAGGAUAUAUUUGAAAUGAUUUAUGAUGCCACUGGCCCUGUUAUCACGAAUUGUUCUGGUGGGGUAGAUCCUUCUGAACCAGCUUCGGAAUUUUCCAAAUUACUGGAGGAUGCUGCACAACAACUUUAUCCUGAUUGCGAGAAAUUUUCCAAGUUGUCACUAAUUGUGGAGCUGUUUCAAAUUAAGUGCCUUUAUGGAUUGAGUGAUAAAGCAACUGACUGCAUAAUGAAGUUAAUUAAAAGAGCACUUCCUUCUGGUGAAACUUUAUCGGAAUCAUUCUAUGGAGCAAAAAAAGUGAUUCGAAGUUUAGGUCUUCAUUAUGAAAAAAUACAUGCUUGCGAAAAUGACUGUAUGCUGUUUUGGAAAUAUAAUGCAAAAGCUGAAUCUUGCUUGGUUUGUGGCGAGUCUAGGUGGAAAUCAAGAGAAGGUCAAAAAGCUAAUGGGGCUAAUACAGAAAAGAGUGGGAGCAAAAUUCCUCGAAAAGUUUUACGUUACUUUCCUUUGAAAUCAAGAUUGCAAAGGUUGUUUACGUCAUCGGCAAUAGCUUCAGACAUGACAUGGCAUCAUGAUCAAUGUUUGAAAGAUGGGUUUCUUAGACAUCCAGCCGACUCAGAUGCAUGGAAGCAUUUUGAUACAUGUAAUCCGGGCUUUGCCAGAGAUCCUCGUAAUGUUAGACUUGGAUUAGCAUCUGAUGGGAUAAAUCCUUUCGGCAAUUUAAGUGUUUCUCAUAGCACGUGGCCAGUAAUUAUUACUGUGUAUAACCUACCCCCUUGGAUGUGCAUGAAACAACCAUAUUGCUUCUUGUCUUUGUUGAUAGCUGGCCCUAAAGCUCCUGGAAAUGAUAUCGAUGUAUACUAA